Leptopilina boulardi is the source of this 7769-nucleotide messenger RNA. It is a transcript of the gene FASN3, whose product is annotated as fatty acid synthase. NCBI's taxonomy places the organism in Eukaryota, Metazoa, Arthropoda, Insecta, Hymenoptera, Figitidae. Gene Ontology annotation, biological process: fatty acid biosynthetic process. The coding region runs from base 194 to 7441 and encodes 2415 amino acids. Gene Ontology annotation, molecular function: fatty acid synthase activity; 3-oxoacyl-[acyl-carrier-protein] synthase activity; oxidoreductase activity. The transcript is spliced from 16 exons. The record is from RefSeq and is a predicted model, not a curated record.
GUGGGGGUAGCCGUUGUUAUAAAAGAACGUUUAAAAAUUUUCUCAGUCUUACUCGGACGAUAUAAUAGAGAAGCAAAUCAAAUAAAAUUUUCUCAAUUUAAUUAAUGUGGUGUGAAUAGUGAGAAUAAAUUAUAAUUAAGUGUGCUGUGCUCAUUUUUUAGGCUACUAUUUUGGAUAACUACAGCCUUUCAAGAUGAGCGAAAAUCAAACAACUAGCCUUUGCAAUGGCAAACGACUAACUCCUGAAAGUCCUGAAGAGGAAAUUGUCAUUUCCGGUAUUGCAGGAAGAUUUCCUGAUUCCGAUGACGUAAAACAUUUUAAAGAAAAUUUGUUCAAUAAGGUGGACCUUAUUUCGGACGACGAUAGACGAUGGAAAUUAGAUCAUCCGGAAAUUCCCCAAAGAACUGGAAAAGUGAACAAUGUUGGAAAAUUUGAUUCUGUUUUCUUUGGAGUUCAUUUCAAGCAGGCACACACCAUGGAUCCAAUGUGUCGAAUGCUAUUGGAACACACAUAUGAGGCAAUCAUAGAUGCUGGAGUUAAUCCACGUAAAUUGCGUGGCACAAAAACAGGUGUUUUUAUUGGAGCAUGUUUUUCAGAAUCUGAAAAAACUUGGUUUUACGAAAAACUUCAGGUAAAUGGAUUUGGUAUCACAGGAUGCAGUCGAGCUAUGCUUGCAAACAGAAUAUCUUACUGGUUGGGAAUCAAUGGUCCCAGUUAUACUGUCGAUUCAGCUUGUAGCUCCAGUUUAUUUGCGAUGGAACAUGCAUACAGAGCGAUUCGUGAUGGUCUUUGUGAUGCUGCAAUUGUCGGCGGUUCCAAUCUUUGCCUCCAUCCCUACGUAUCCCUCCAAUUUUCGCGUCUUGGUGUCUUAUCGCCAGAUGGACGUUGUAAAUCGUUUGACGUUGAUGCAAAUGGUUACACUCGUAGUGAAGCUAUUGCUGUUGUUUUUCUACAAAAAGCUAAAGAUGCUAAAAGAAUUUAUGCAACAUAUGUGUAUGCUAAAACAAAUUGUGAUGGUUAUAAAGAACAAGGAAUCACAUUUCCCUCUAGUGUUAUGCAAAGUGUUCUUCUACAGGAAUUUUAUCAAGAUUGUGGUAUUCCACCAACAAUGUUAAAUUAUGUAGAAGCGCAUGGAACUGGUACAAAAGUAGGAGAUCCUGAAGAAGUAAAUGCACUUGAGAAGGUAUUUUGUCCUGGACGAACAACUCCAUUGAAAAUUGGAUCCAUCAAAUCCAAUAUGGGACAUUCAGAACCAGCCAGUGGUCUUUGCUCAGUUGCUAAGGUGUUGAUAGCAAUGGAAACUGGUUUUAUUCCUCCAAAUUUACAUUACAAUAAACCGAGGGAGGGUGUAAAAGCAUUGGAAGAUGGACGUAUUAAGGUCAUUACUGAAUUAACCCCCUGGGAAUUGGGAUACGUUGGAAUUAAUUCAUUUGGUUUUGGUGGAGCUAACGCUCAUAUUUUACUUAGAUCCAAUCAAAAAGAAAAGAUCAACAAUGGAGCACCUCAAGACGAUUUACCUAGGCUCAUUGUUGUUUCUGGACGUACCGAGGAAGCUGUUCAUACAUUAUUAAAUGAUAUUGAAAGCCGUCCAGUAGAUGUUGAGCACGUGAGAUUGCUUCAUGAUAUUCACUCAGAAGAUAUUCCAAGUCAUUUAUAUAGAGGAUAUACAAUAAUGGGUGGAAAAGAUGUUGGAAGCAGUCCGAUUAAAGAAAUUCAACAUUUUCCAGGCAAUAAACGACCAGUGUGGUUUGUCUUUGCUGGAAUGGGUUCUCAAUGGCCCGGAAUGGGAGAGGCACUUAUGCGGUUUCCUGUUUUUGCUGAAGCUGUACGUAAAUGUGAUGCUGUUCUAAAACCACGUGGUGUUGAUAUUUACGAUAUUUUGACAAACAAGGACAAAAAGGUCUUUGAUAAUAUUCUCAAUUCAUUUGUUGGAAUUGCAACUGUUCAGAUUGGUUUAGUUGAUUUACUGACAUCAGUUGGUAUUACACCGGAUUAUAUAAUUGGUCAUUCAGUUGGUGAAUUAGGUUGCGCUUACGCUGAUAAAUGUUUUACUGCAGAACAAAUGGUGCUUUGUGCUUAUUCUCGAGGACUUGCUUCCAUUGAGACGAAAGUUGUGAAAGGAUCAAUGGCUGCUGUUGGUUUGGGUUAUGAAGAUUUGAAAGAUUUAUGUCCUCCUGAUAUUGAAAUUGCUUGUCAUAAUUCAUCAGAUAGUGCAACAAUCAGUGGACCAGCGGAAUCAAUGAAAAAUUUUGUUGCUCAAUUACAAGCAAAUCAAGUCUUUGCGAAAGAAGUUCCAUGCAGUAAUAUUCCUUAUCACAGCAAGUAUAUUGCUCCAGCGGGUCCUAAAUUGUUGGCCUAUUUGCAAAAAGUUAUUCCAAAUCCAAAAGCACGUUCUAAUAAAUGGCUUAGUUCAUCGAUACCAAGAAGUGAAUGGAAUUCAAGUCUUGCUCAAUUGUCAUCGGCAGAAUAUCACACUAAUAAUCUUUUGAGUGCAGUACUUUUUGAAGAAACAAGUGCCGCUAUUUCUAAGGAUGCAAUUACUAUUGAGAUUGCACCUCAUGGUCUAUUGCAGGCAAUUUUACGAAGAUCGCUCGCUCCAAGUGUUGUCAAUGUGGCACUAACUAAACGUGGCUAUAAAGAUAAUGCAGAGAUGGUACUUCAAGGUCUUGGAAAAUUGUAUAAUAUUGGUCUUCAACCACAGUUACAUAAUCUUUAUCCUGAAGUUCAAUAUCCAGUAAGUCGUGGUACACCAAUGAUUUCUCCAUUUAUUCGCUGGGAACACUCCGAUGAUUGGUAUGUAACGUCUUAUCGUAUGCAAGAAAAAAUUGUAUCAGGAGAAAGAAUAGUUGAAGUAACUUUGUCCGACGAAGAUUUUGAAUAUAUGUCUGGACAUGUGAUUGAUGGAAGAAAUCUUUUCCCUGCUACUGGAUAUUUGACACUUGCUUGGGAAACCGUGGGAAUGAUGAAAGGAGAAUUGUACACUGAAGUUUCGGUUGUAUUCGAGGAUGUUAAAUUUUUGAGAGCUACAACUAUUCCAAAAGAAGGAAGUAUUGAAUUAACAGUGAUGAUACAAAAAGGUAGUGGAAGAUUUGAGGUAAUCGAAGGUGGUGUGGCAGUUGUAACAGGAUUUAUUCGCGCAACACAAAAUCCAGCUGAUGAGAGAAUUAAUCCUGAUUUGACUCCUAAAUUAGAAAUGGAGGAAGAAAUGCAAAGUAGAGAUGUUUACAAGGAGCUACGACUUCGUGGAUAUCAUUAUUCUGGAUUGUUCCGUGGUAUAAAAAGUGCUUCGACAACGGGUGAAAAGGGUCACGUUACUUGGUCUAAUAAUUGGGUUGCAUUUAUGGAUAAUAUGUUACAAAUGGAACUCUUGGGCACCGAUACAAGAGGUCUUUUUGUUCCAACAGGAAUUCAAAAAUUGGUUAUUGAUACCAAAGUUCAUUUGAAUCAAAUUCGAGCCAUGGGUGAAGAAAAAGUAUUUCCUCUUUAUGUCUACAAGAAUUUCUCAGCAAUUGUUGCCGGGGGUGUUGAAUUUAGAGGUUUAAAAGCGAGUGCCAUUUCACGAAGAAAGCCAGCAGGAGAACCUGUACUCGAGGAAUAUAAAUUUGUCGCACAUCGUGAUCGUAAAGAAAUUCCAUUUAAAACAGCUAUUCGUCUUGCAACUCACAUUGCACUUGAAUGUCAUUUAGGAAUUAAGGUAAAAUCCGUGGAAUUAGCUGACGAUGAGAAUAUUUCAGUUGAUGAUUUAGUGUCACCAAGAGUAUUGGAAACUCUCGGUGAUAUGCCACUUAUUCAAGCAGAUGUAAAUAUUGGUGCUACUAAAACAUUCGAGAAUAAUGAAAUAUCCGAGAAUAUUAUUGUUAAUGAUCCAAAAAAAGUGAUUACAACCGAAGCGAAUGCAUUGAUUGCAAUUGGACAUAAAUUGUUGACAAAAAAUAAAACCGAAGACUUGAAAAAAUUACUUUUUGCAUUAAAAGACGGUGGUUUUAUAAUAAGUUGUGAAUCGAAUGAUACAAAAAUUCCUGAUUCUACGGAAAAUAAUGAAGCUGAUACUGUACUAGAGAAAAGAACCGAGAAAGGAGUUGUUGUUUUACUUCGUAAACGUGAUAGAUUGAUAAAACAUUCGUCUGUUAUAAAAAUAAAUAAUAACGAAUUCUCCUGGGUAGAAGAAAUGAAAAAAACUCUAAAAGCCGAAUCUGAGAAAGAUUUUAGUGGAAAUUUGAGAGUUGUUAUUGUAGCCGAAGGUGAUUUUGAAUCAGGAUUAGUUGGACUUGUAAAUUGUUUGACUAAAGAACCUGGUGGUGAAAUUGUCCGUGGAGUAUUGAUACAAGAUCCAAAAGCUCCUGAAUUCUCUCUGAAUAAUCCAUUUUAUUUGAAACAACUGAAAAUGGAUUUAUCAGUCAAUGUUCUACGCCCUGGAAAUUGCUGGGGUUCUUACAGACACUUACAGUUACCACCAGUUGAAACUGUUCCUGUACGUCAUAUUUGGACGAAUCAAUUAGUGAGAGGAGAUUUAAGUUCUCUUGCAUGGCUCGAAGGACCAAUUCAACCAGGUUUUAAACACGAUGAUCUAAUUAAAAUUAUUUAUGCACCGUUAAAUUUCCGAGAUGUUAUGUUGGCGACAGGAAAAUUGGCAGCUGAAGUUGUGGCAAAAACCCGACAAUUACAAGAAUGUGUCAUUGGUUUUGAAUAUGCGGGAAUUGAUACCAAAGGUCGACGUCUUAUGGGCAUGUUAAAUAGCAGAUGUCUCACUAAUGUGCGUGUAAUCGAUAGAAAUCUCUGUUGGGAUGUUCCCGACGAUUGGAGUUUAGAAGAAGCGGCAACAGUUCCAGUUGUCUAUGGUACUUGUUGUUAUGCUCUUUAUUUGAGUGGAAAAAUGAAGAAAGGAGAUAAAGUUUUAAUUCACGCUGGUACUGGUGGUGUUGGUUUAGCAGCAAUAAAUCUUGCUCUAUUUGAAGGUUGUGAAGUUUUUACUACUGUUGGAACACCUGAGAAGAGGAAAUUUAUUAAAGAAACAUUCCCACAAAUUCCUGAUGAUCAUAUUGGUAAUUCUCGUGAUACGAGUUUUGAAUAUAUGAUUUUUGAACAAACCAAUGGUCAGGGUGUUGAUAUUGUUUUGAAUUCAUUAGCAGAAGAGAAAUUACUUGCUUCUGUACGUUGUUUAGCGCCAAAUGGUCGCUUUUUGGAAAUUGGAAAGUUUGAUCUUGCUGCUAAUAAUCCUUUAGGAAUGGAGUCAUUCUUAAAGGAAAUUAGUUUCCAUGGUGUAAUGUUGGAUAAUAUGUUUGAUGCGGCUGAUGAUAAAAAAAAAGAAUUGCAAAAUAUUCUUACUAAAUAUUUACGUAAUGGUGCUGUGAAACCAUUGGUAAGGACUGUUUUUCCAAAGGAUCAAGUGGAAGCUGCUGUUAGGUAUAUGGCAGCAGGAAAACAUAUUGGCAAGGUUAUAAUAAAUGUGUGCAAUGAGAAUGAUCCAAUUGAUGGACUAACUCCCGCUCUACCUAGAUAUCAUUGUUUAAAUGGUCAUAGUUAUAUUCUUCUUGGAGGUCUAGGUGGAUUUGGUUUAGAAUUAGCUGAUUGGCUUGUUCUUCGAGGAGCUCAGAAUUUGGUUUUGACAUCUCGAACAGGAAUAAGAAAUGGAUAUCAAAAAAUGCGAGUUGAUUUAUGGAAAAGUUAUGGAGUGAAAGUUGUCAUUGUUGCUGGUAAAGAUGCUUCAAAAAAAGAAGACUGUCAAUCUAUUCUGAAAACUGCAGCCGAUCUUGGACCAGUUGAUGCAAUUUUCAAUCUUGCAGUAGUUCUCAAGGAUAGUCUUUGGGAAAAUCAAACUGCAGAGACCUUUGAAGAAUCAUUCAGAUCAAAAGCUUGGAGUACAAAAUUAUUAGAUGAAUUAUCGAGAAAAAUGUGUCCUAAAUUACGUCAUUUUGUUGUAUUUUCAUCAGUGUCCUGCGGUCGUGGUAAUGCUGGACAGUCAAAUUAUGGAAUGUCUAAUUCCGUUAUGGAGAGAAUUUGCGAGAGGCGUCACGCUGAAGGUUUACCCGCUUUGGCUGUUGAAUGGGGAGCAGUGGGUGAUGUUGGCCUUGUAGCAGAAAUGCAAGAAGAUCAUAAAGAAUUGGUCAUUGGUGGAACACUACAACAGACUAUUAUAUCAUGUCUAAAAGAACUUGAUGGUUUUAUGCGGCAGGACAAACCAAUUGUUGCAAGUAUGGUUGUUGCUGAAAAAAGAGCUGGAGGUGCUGGAGCAACAAAUAUUGUUGAUGCUGUCCUUAAUAUAAUGGGAUUGAAGGACUUAAAGACAGUGAGUCAACAAACUUCUUUAGCUGAAUUGGGUAUGGAUUCAAUGAUGGCCGUUGAGAUCAAACAAACAUUAGAACGUGAAUUUGAAGUCUUCCUUACAGCUCAAGAUAUUCGUAGUCUUAAUUUUGCUAAACUAGUACAAAUGUCAACACAAGAUCAAGAAACUGAGAAGAAACUUGCAGCGGCGAAAGAUAAAAAUAAAAAUAUUGAAUCAAUUGCUGGAAUGAGAUUGUUAAUUCGUGUUUUGGGUUCUGGUGAUCUUAUUCACGAUGAAGUUUAUGAAUUACCAUCAAAGAAUGAACCAGGCAGAAAAGAGGUGUAUCUAAUUCCAGGUAUUGAAGGCUAUGGAGCUGUAUUUAAGAUAUUGUCUGAAAAAAUUAAAUCACGAGCCGUUUGUUUGCAACUUGUUAAAAAUAUGAAAAUGGAACUUUCUAUUAUUGAAAUAGCUAAACAAUUAUUGCCGACUGUACUCGAGAGAUCGAAAGAUCGCAGAGAUUUUGUCCUUGUAGGUUAUUCAUUUGGAUGUGUUAUAACGAUAGAACUUGCCAGGUUAUUAGAAAAUGAAGGUUUCACCGGCAGAAUAGUACUUAUUGAUGGUUCGCCAGAAAUUAUGAAAAAACUCGUUGAACAACAACUUCCUUCCGCGCAUAAAGGAGAACUGGAAACAAAUUUACUCUUAGGUAUAAUGGACAUAUUGGCACCGAAUUUAAGUGGAGAGUUUCUCGUUAAAUUGGAAAAAUGUACAAAUUGGGCACAAAAAUUGGAAGUAUUAACCAAUGAAGUACCCGCUGAUAUGAAUGUCACACCAGAUGAUCAAAGAAAUGUUUGUACAUCUGUUUACAAUCGAAUAUUAGCAUUGCAGUCUUAUAAUUAUGCAACUUUAGCACCUAUUAGAUCUCCAAUUAUUCUUCUCAAGCCAGCGCAGCCAACUCUUCGUGAAAUUGCUGAUGAUUAUGGUCUUCGAACGAUAACACGAGAUAAAGUAGAGAUAUAUACGUUAGAAGGAAAUCAUGUUACAUUAUUAGAAAACGAUAAAGUAGCUUCAGCAAUCAAUGGAGAACCUUUAGAAGAUGCAGAAUCAUUUAAAGCAAGCAUAAUGGAUGACUCAAGUACUGUGAGAACUUCGAUAAUAAGUGACAAACAUAAUAGAACCUAGACACAUUAAAAAAAAAUUUUUUUAAUCGAGUUAUUUCACUUUUAAUAAAAAAAAUCUGCAUAGAUUUUAAAUUUUAUUCAUAUUAUAAUUUUUAAAUUUACGGGUUCAAUCUAAUGGUGCUUAAUGUAAAUCUCAUUAAGAUAUUGUUCAAAUUUACUAUCAAUCAAGUAAAUAGUUCAUUCAUAACUUAUCACAGAUAGAAGGAAAGAUUAUUUCUUUUCUAUUAGAAUAUUUUUUUUACUGAUAAUAAAAAAUUCGUUUACUUGUUUGAAAAUUCACAUGGUGAAGUUGUAAAGAGUUCUAAAAAAUAUAAAAUCAUUUAUUAAAA